AGGGGAAAGGUUUUAGAGGCUGCAGUCUGUGGAAGGGUGGAAACUGACUCGGGGAGGCAGUAGGUGGACAGAAGGAGCCAGACAGCUAACAGUGGGUAGGGAGGCAAAAGGCAAAGCAGAAGGCAGUUUUCCUAAGGCAUGUUUGUAUGUGUGGCUUCUUUCCAUCUUCACCUUUUGCUAAACUGAGAGCAUCACACGGUUCUGCAAGUCUGGCUUCUCCCUGGAGAAGGGUACAGAGUUCAGCCACGUGACAUUUUGGUCUCCGAAUUAGACCCUUGGGGAUUUACUAAACAUGCCCCCCUUUAUUUUUCCAGAAAAUACUUUUUACUCCAAACACCUUUAUGUAAAAAUUCCAGCAGAACCGUGCAUACCAGCUUCAGGCUUGUGGAAAAUUAGGAGUUAAAUAUUGCUGCUGUAAAGUAAUUUUAUCUCUGUGUUGGGCUGAGGCUGAAACUGAGUCAUGUGUGCAUAUUUGGAUACGUCACACCCUCUUGCUGUAGUAGACAAAGAACAAAUUAGCUCCUUACCAUAAACCUCAUGCUUACAGGAUGCUUCUGGAGGACAGAUCAAUCAUUCUUUAGUCCCUUACAGAGGGGAAAAAACCCUCACAAAAUGCCUCUUAAGAUGAACUAGCACAGCACCAUCGUUCAGCUGGCUGGAUUUCACACACUACAAUGAAGAUACUGUUUUUCACUGGACUGCUCUCUCUUACCUCCAGUCUUUGCACUACAGCUUCAGAAUAUUCCCUGAAUGGCUCUGCAAUUAAAACAGUGUCUCUUAUCAAAACUUUUCGUGGAAUUUCAGCAAGAGACUAUGAUUACAUCCCCCCUUAUGCCAUAGAAGGGGAAACAACAACCAUCCAUAUCAGAGAAAAUAAAUGCACUUCAAAAAAGUCAAAUGACUCCACAUUAACAGAAGUGAGUAACACCACUCUGGAGUACCUGACCAGCUCUCUGAGCACCAAGCUAAUACCUGCCGUCUACCUCAGUGCUGUUUUAUUGGGUGUACCAUCGAAUGCCAUCAUCCUGUGGAUGCUCCUCUUCAGGAUCCGCUCCGUGUGCACCGCCGUCCUCUACACAAACCUGGCCGUUUCAGACCUGCUCUUCUGCAUCACGCUGCCCUUCAAAAUAGCCUACCACAUCAACGGGAACAACUGGAUAUUUGGGGAGACCAUGUGCCGGGCCGCCACGGCGGUGUUUUAUGGCAACAUGUACUGCUCCAUCCUGCUGCUCACGUGCAUCAGCGUCAGCCGCUACGUGGCCAUCGUUCACCCCUUCACCUACAAGAGCCUGCCCAAGCGCGCCUACGCCAGCGCAGCCUGCGCCGCCGUCUGGGCCGUCGUCUUCUUGUACAUGCUCCCGCUUGCCAUCAUGCAGCAAAGCUACCACGUGAAGCAACUGGACAUUUACACCUGCCACGACGUGCACAGCGCCUGUGAAACCCUAUCGUCCUUCCAGUUCUACUACUACGUGUCCUUAGCUGUAUUCGGGUUUUUAGUACCGCUCGCGACUAUCGUGUUCUGCUAUGUCUCAAUUAUACGAACACUCAAGACUCACGAAUGGUUCUGGUAUGUUAAAGUCUGUCUUUUGAUUCUUACCAUCUUUGCUAUUUGCUUUGUGCCAAGCAAUAUUAUCCUUAUUAUCCAUCACGUCAACUCUUACUAUUACAACACAGAUGGGUUGUAUUCUUUUUAUCUAAUUGCUUUAUGUCUUAGCAGUCUAAACAGUUGUCUUGAUCCUUUCCUUUAUUUUCUAAUGUCAAAAAUCAGAAGUCAAUCCAAUAUUUAUCUAACAAUGGUUAAAAUAUCCAGGGAAAAAUGAAUUUAUUUCUAUUACUGGAAUUAUGAUUUUGCAUAGUAUUAACACAGACAAUGUGCAACAAAUCUCAGGUAUGACAUUUAUACUUCAAGUAAAAUGUGUUAAAAAACACAAUCUCAGUUAAAUUUACUUCCC
This is a messenger RNA of Sturnus vulgaris (Common starling), 1952 nucleotides long. RefSeq names its product coagulation factor II thrombin receptor like 2 (gene F2RL2). Lineage: Eukaryota; Metazoa; Chordata; Aves; Passeriformes; Sturnidae. Gene Ontology annotation, biological process: blood coagulation; positive regulation of Rho protein signal transduction; phospholipase C-activating G protein-coupled receptor signaling pathway. Gene Ontology annotation, cellular component: plasma membrane. The record is from RefSeq and is a predicted model, not a curated record. Gene Ontology annotation, molecular function: thrombin-activated receptor activity.